CAGUCGCACUGAACGCUGACCGGAAGUGUGAUUUAAACACAGUCGGAGGAUUUGUGUUGGUUGGUUGUUGAGACGUUUAUAAACUUUUAUUCUUUUAUUUGCUACAUCCUCUUGAUCCACAAAAAUGGGGAAAAGACAGCAUCAAAAAGAUAAGAUGUAUAUCACAUGUGCAGAAUACACUCAGUUUUAUGGAGGGAAAAAAUCAGAAAUCCCACAAUCCAAUUUCAGACGUCUGCCCUUUGAUCACUGCAGUUUGUCUCUUCAGCCCUUUGAGUAUCCCAUGUGCACGGUGGAUGGGGUGGUUUUUGAUUUAAUGAGCAUAGUGCCUUGGAUUAAGAAGUUUGGUACCAACCCCAUAACUGGAGAGAAGCUGGAGGCUAAAUCCCUCAUCAAGCUUAACUUCAGCAAAAACAAUGAAGGGAAGUACCACUGUCCUGUGCUCUACACAGUGUUCACAAACAACUCCCACAUUGUUGCCAACAAAGUCACAGGAAAUGUGUUCUCCUAUGAGGCAGUAGAACAGCUCAACAUCAAGACAAAGAGUUAUAAAGACCUGCUGACAGAUGAACCAUUCACUCGUCAGGACCUCAUCACACUACAGGAUCCCACAAAUCUGGAUAAAUUCAAUGUCUCCAACUUCUUUCAUGUGAAAAACAAUAUGAAAGUCCUCGACCCUGAUGAGGAGAAAGCCAAGCAGGAUCCAUCAUACCAUCUGAAAAGCACAAACCUGGAGACACGAGAAACGUUAGCAGAGCUCUACAGAGACUAUAAAGGAGAUGAGAUGUUGGCCUCCACUAUGAAAGUGCCAGAAGCCAAAAAAACAGACAAGCUCAAUGCUGCUCACUAUUCCACUGGAAGAGUGUCAGCCUCCUUCACAUCUACAGCUAUGGCUCCAGCCACCACCAAUGAAGCAGAUGCUAUUUCUGACGAUGCCGUUCGCUACCAAUAUGUUAAGAAGAAAGGCUAUGUCCGCCUGCACACAAACAAAGGAGACCUGAAUGUGGAAUUGCACUGUGAUAAGGUCCCCAAGGCUGGAGAAAACUUUAUUAAACUGUGUAAGAAAGGAUAUUAUGAUGGCACAAUAUUCCACCGCUCUAUUCGAAAUUUCAUGAUUCAAGGAGGAGACCCUACAGGGACUGGUACAGGAGGAGAGUCUUACUGGGGGAAGCCAUUCAAGGACGAGUUCAGGCCCAAUCUGUCUCACACGGGUCGUGGUAUUCUGAGCAUGGCUAACUCAGGACCCAACACAAAUAAAUCCCAGUUCUUUAUAACAUUUCGCUCAUGCACAUACCUGGACAGGAAACACACUGUGUUUGGAAGAGUGGUUGGUGGUUUAGAGACCCUCACAGCGAUGGAGAAUGUUGAAAGUGAUCCAAAGACAGACAAACCCAAGUCUGAGAUAAAGCUGCUGAGCGCUACAGUAUUUGUGGACCCGUAUGAGGAAGCAGAUACACAGAUUGCAGCCGAGCGAGAGAAGGAAGCACAGAAACAGGAGGAAGAGAGAGCACAAACCUCUGCUUCAGUCAACAAGGCAAAAACAGAGGACAAGCCUAAAACCUUUAGACCAGGAGUGGGCAAAUACAUCAACAUGACUGCCACGAAACAUUCCCUCCCGGAUGGUGACAAACCCUCCACUAGUGAAGCUCCUGUCAAGAAACCCAAAGGCAGAACAGGUUUUGGAGACUUCAGUUCCUGGUAGAAGCACGGCACUGUCCCUCCUCUCAAAGACAGAUCGUGGCUAAAUUGAGAUAUUGGACUGAUCGUACUCGAUGCAGACCUCUUGGUUUUUCCCUUUUAUGGGCCUGGUUUUGUCUUGUAUUUUUAAAGAAUAAUGUGGCAGAGAUUUAGUUCACAUGUAGUUAAGUCAAGUCUUUCUUUAUAUUGAACCCUGUAAAUAAUCAGUUAUUUUUUGCAUAUUAAAUGAUUUAAUGUAUGCGUUAAUAGAUGCAAUUUGCUAAAAGUUUGUCUUGUUCAUGCUG
Carassius carassius (crucian carp) is the source of this 1979-nucleotide messenger RNA. RefSeq names its product peptidylprolyl isomerase (cyclophilin)-like 2 (gene ppil2). NCBI's taxonomy places the organism in Eukaryota, Metazoa, Chordata, Actinopteri, Cypriniformes, Cyprinidae. Gene Ontology annotation, biological process: protein peptidyl-prolyl isomerization; protein folding; protein polyubiquitination. Gene Ontology annotation, molecular function: peptidyl-prolyl cis-trans isomerase activity; ubiquitin-ubiquitin ligase activity. The transcript has 20 exons. The coding region runs from base 125 to 1699 and encodes 524 amino acids. Gene Ontology annotation, cellular component: catalytic step 2 spliceosome. The record is from RefSeq and is a predicted model, not a curated record.